Molecule: messenger RNA, 2397 nt
Organism: Plectropomus leopardus (leopard coralgrouper)
Lineage: Eukaryota; Metazoa; Chordata; Actinopteri; Perciformes; Serranidae
Gene: rab5if
Product: RAB5 interacting factor
Biological process (GO): mitochondrial respirasome assembly
Source: RefSeq, a predicted model, not a curated record
GUCAAACUACAUUGCGCAUGCCCAGAUGGCCUUUUUACGGUUAGAGACAGAAAUCUGUCAGAUCAGCGGAGCGUGCAUUCCCCUAAUACCUGCUAAUAUUUCUUAAUACUUUCUUCCCCUAGUCUGCGAUAGACACUUAAAUCUAUCUUGAAGUGUCCUCACAUUUGGAUUCUAACUUUUCGACGCCUGUAGCCGAAGGAAACCGCAAAGAAUGACGAGCAAUUUAAAGCGGAAAGAAGAAAGUCAUCUGGUGAAUGGGGGUGUAAAACAGCCCACAUGGAGCAAAGCCUUCAACAGUACUGCUGUUUGGGAAGAGAAGGAUGAGUUUUUAGAUGUGAUUUACUGGCUUCGACAAAUUAUUGCAGUAAUCCUCGGUGUGAUAUGGGGUGUGGCACCGUUGAAAGGAUUCCUGGGAAUAGCCAUAUUCUGCAUCAUCAAUGCUGGCGUCCUGUAUGUAUACUUCAGCAGCUUUCAGCAGAUCGAUGAGGAAGAGUACGGUGGCACGUGGGAACUCACCAAAGAAGGCUUCAUGACAUCUUUUGCUUUGUUUCUGGUGGUGUGGAUAAUCUUUUACACAGCUCUACAUUUUGACUGAGAGGAAUCCACAGGACACUAAAUACGAACAUUUCUGUUGAAGUAAAUUUUCAAAACGGAGGAACUCCAUGGCUUGAUGGGUGUCAACGCUCCUACACACAGUACGACUCCUCAGUGUGCAGCGCGUCAUGGGAAUCCUAGUUUGAUUAACGAGAUCCUGCAAGACCACCGUGAUGUUCAAAUAAUAUACAUCUCUCUGAUUUAAGGGGUUCCUGUUUAAGACACCCUCCAUUACACUUCCCAUACGUUUAUAUUUCCUUCCUCGCCUCAAUGUCAUCAUCUCCAACAAAACACUAUAUAACGAAUAGACCAGCUGAGAUUGGUUGCACUUCUUUUUGCAACUGAUCUAAAUCAGAACAGGGAUUCUUUAGUAUUUGUUAGUUUCUACUGGGCCUUUCUUCUGUUGUAGAAGAGUGACAUGAACACAGAUUUUAGACUGACACUAUGACAGAAAGUGUGUGUAUUUAUCCCAGUUUACUGCUCAUUAGCCUGUCAUUAAGUAAAAGGAAGUUGGUGAUAAAAACCAAAUGUCACAUAGUAAUUAGGGUUUAAUCAGAAUGUAAGGUGUUGCUUUUCAAUUUAGGGACAAAGACAUCAUAUUGGAUGUAUAAAAACACCAGUAAAAGAUUGUUUAUGUGGUUUCACUGUUAAAUCAUCGCUCACUCCAAAGUCAUUUAUUUGCCUUGUUAAGAAAAUAAUCAUGGCCUCAAAAAUGAUUGAAAUUUAAAAAGUGGCAUGGCAGUAAAGCACAUUAUAAGUUAUCAUUGCAGCUGUAGUACGCGACUGUUUUUAGUGGAUCAGGGAUAGGUCGGAUCUUUGGAAUGGGGAUUAUAUGAGGUACUUAUCCACAGUCGGUGUAUUACAUACAGUAGAUGUCAGUCGGCACGCUCCCGGUUUGAAGAUAUACUGCUACUGUGUGUAAUAUGCUGACAAUGAAUACGUUUUCCAUAAAACCCCAAUUCAAAAAAUCUGAACUGCCCCUUUAAGGAUGCAGUCAUCUGUUGUCAUGAAAUAUUGAGAGGUGACUUUGAGCUUCCAUGUUUUGUUUUUAUUUGCUUACAUAGCAUUUCUAAAUAAAAUCUUGUCAAUUGUUAUUUCUUCUUAAGGGUCUCAUGUCCAACAAAUGUGAAAGCUCAUGACCAACCAAAACUGAAAUCUCACCCAUUUUAUCAUAAAAAAAACAUGCUGGUUGGUAAGAUACAUAUAUCAGCUGAUAUCCAGUCCCGAUGACACUAUCCGCCAGUUGUAUCAAUGCACUGUUACUUCAGUCAGGAACUAAUAAUCAUCAUCUGUGUUAUCCAUCCAAGUGAUUUCCUCAAAGCAAAGAGGGAGGAAACAUGCAUGCCGUUUUCAGAUGCAAAUGUUCACAGAUUUAAGCUAAAACGAGUCUGUGCACUGCCAUGACUUGCUGUUCGUAUAUCUAGAUGUCAUUUAUUAAUGGCAUUAGUUAGAAGGGUAGGAAUAAUUGAAAUCUAUUAUUUUAUUCUCACAUGUAGCUUCCAGAUCAAAGUCUUACCUGUUGUUUUGAAAUUAAUUUAAACUUGUCUGUAAAUUCUGUACAAUGUCCCUUUUGUCAAAUCCACCUUGUAUUACACAGAUUUAUUUGUUCUUAUGUUAUAUCUUGUUUGAUGUAACAUAUUUCUCAGUAUUUUAUAGUGAACUUUUAAAAACAGUUCUUGCAAAGUUAUUGUAACGAUACUGUUAUAUUAGAUACGCAGUGGGUGUGUGAAAGGAUUGUAUUUUCUGAUCAAAUCUUUUGGGAAUCAUUAAACAUGGGCUUUGUUUGGCCUCCAUUUUCAAAGA